AUGGUGCGGCUCACUCGUUCAUUUGGUUGGGAGGAGUUUCGCCACGAUUUCCUUUACGUUUGGAUCGAAACACUGCACAUUCUCGAUAAGACCUACGAUACUGCCGGUUCUAAUCAAUUAUUAUGGAUGUUGGCGGCCUUCGCUACUGCCAUGAUUUUGUUUGUCAUCGCAUGUUCUCUUAUGCUGAUGUCUUAUAGGCGUAUCGAUCCACGCUAUCCUAAAAUCGAGCCGCAACCGCUCACAUUUCGAGAGUUAUUUUUUGAUCUUGAGCCGAUUGUUCACAAAGGCCCCUUCAAGAGCCGUAUUAGGCUGUUCGACGAAACCAGCAGAGUCAGAACUCUGAAGUCUUCCAGUCAAGCACCACGAACUGCACAAGAACCGGAGUUUACCGACAAUGAGAAGUCUUUAGCCGUUCCUAUCGUGGCUUCGUCAACCCCGAUAGUAAAAUCCGCCAUUCGGAAAUCAACUGAAGUCGUUGUUGCCUCGAGUACUCCAAUUGUCACUGACAGGAAGACAAAAACUGAGUCAACGGUGCAAGCUAGUCAAGGAUCAUCUUUAGUUCCUGGAUCACUCGAGCACAUACCGGAAAAGAGUGCGCUGCGCGAGAAAAGCGAAGAGAGACGUGCGAUUAAAUCGUCAGCUGUAGGCAAAACUCAGAUCUCAUCCAGAGGAGUGCUAUGGGACCAGCCAAAAGAGCGGCCAAAAUCACUUAUGGUGCAGCCUACGAUCCUUUCUGAGAAGGUGGCAAAAGAUCGUUCUAAACUGGUUUCCCCUGAGAACAUCACACCAUCGAACUCUGAACCAGAAACCCCUGCAACGAGGGGUUCGGGAACGACAGGAACGGCGACGAGAACGACGACGAUGACGAGGACGAGGACAAGAACUUCGGCGACGGUUUCUGACCGUGAAGCUCGAAGAAGGAAGUCCAGACUGUUUUAG
Messenger RNA from Haemonchus placei, 939 nucleotides. Lineage: Eukaryota; Metazoa; Nematoda; Chromadorea; Rhabditida; Trichostrongylidae. The record is from the annotation of a GenBank genome assembly.